AUGUUAGAUACAAUUUUGCAGAACCAUUUGAAGUACGAUCAAGUCAGACGCGACCUGCUAUUGCUCAAGAACCAGAUCCCCUUCUUCGUUCUUGAAGAAUUGUUCAGGCUAACAGUGGAACCUAUCCAGGUAAGUAGUACUACUAUAAGGCGCGGCCCAGUCUCCCUCCGUAGAUGUGUCCUUUCAUUGUUUGGAGAUACGAUGGCACUAAAAAAUAUUGUUGGUGAAAUAGAAAACCUAGAAAACAAUUCCCCUUUUCACAUACUCCAUUUUUUUACACAUUUCCCACCAAUCUCCUUUGCAGAAGUCAUCGAUAUUGUGCAACACAAAGAGAAACCUACAUUCAAAUACAGUGCAACAAAAUUCCCGAGUGUAGGAGUCAUGUUUAGGCCACGUAUUAGAAGAGAAAGCCUAUUUGAUUUUAUAUUUAGCACGGAUCGUCGUUGCUUUUGUUUGUGGAGAAGAGCUCAUUUUAAAAUCCCAUGUUUCUCUAUCAAUGAAUCUAUUGAAUUAUUAUUGAGAAACUUCAUUGUAUUCGAGUAUUGUUAUCCCAGUAUUGACAACUACUUCACAUCACAUGCUGUCACCAUAAGCAUCCUCUUGGACUCUGCAGAAGAUGUUGAAUUGCUUGAAGAAGACGGAGUCAUAAGUAACAAAUUGGGUUUUAGUGAAGCGGUGUAA
Messenger RNA from Cornus florida, 681 nucleotides. RefSeq lists its product as uncharacterized. The transcript has a single exon. NCBI's taxonomy places the organism in Eukaryota, Viridiplantae, Streptophyta, Magnoliopsida, Cornales, Cornaceae. The record is from RefSeq and is a predicted model, not a curated record. The coding region runs from base 1 to 681 and encodes 226 amino acids.